Closterium sp. NIES-67 is the source of this 1978-nucleotide messenger RNA. NCBI's taxonomy places the organism in Eukaryota, Viridiplantae, Streptophyta, Zygnematophyceae, Desmidiales, Closteriaceae. The record is from the annotation of a GenBank genome assembly.
UGGUAGUUCGUUAUCGUUCAGACUGCAGCCAAUCAGGUUCAGUGUCAACGCGAGUCAUGCUGAGAACCUGGUAGAUUCGGCCAAACAGCAGCAGCUGUCGCACGCCCCGAUAAUAACCUCCGUCACUCUGAGUGCCCCCCGUUCCUCAAACGAGUGACGCACCUUCUCCACCUCCACCCCAUGGCCACUGCUUGAUGGUGCACACUCUCCUCCAUAUUUCAUCUCAACCUCCGUCUCUAGUUUCACCACCUUACGAGCAGCCUGAAACUUGUUCUGCUUAUCUCAAUCUAGUGGCUCAGCGGAGCAGCUGCUGCCGGACUCUGCCCUGACUGCUCAGCUGGGCGUAGAGAUCGCAGCUGAAUUAACAUGGGUCGUGGGGGUUGCGAGGGCGAGGUCACCAAGGCUCGGGUUGCAGCCGUCGAGACCGUCGUCAGUAAUGCAGGCGGGCUCACGAAGCGAUCCGUCGCCGCGACGAACGCAAUGCGGCGAAGCAGUUCACCAUGGACGAGGUGUCCAAGCACAACCGGCCCGGGGACGCUGGGUUGUCGUCGACAACAAGGUGUACGACGUGAGCGACUUCGCCGACCGGCAUCCAGGCGGGCGAGUGAUCUACUCGCUGGCGGGCCGCAACGCCACGGACGUCUUCGCCGCCUUCCACAAGCCCACCACCCGCGCCUUCCUCUCCACGCUGCACAUCGGCGACCUCAAGGAGAGCGAGGUCGAGCCGACGGGCGAUCUGCUAAAGGACUUCCGCGAUCUGCGGUCGUCGUUCGAGGCGAAGGGGUACUUCAAGAGCAACCCGGCGUACUACGUGUUCAAGGUGCUUUCGACGGACGCCAUCGUGGCGACCAGCAUCGCCAUCAUCAUGUGGACCUCCAACCCGCUCUGGGUGCUCUUCUCGGGCGUCCUGCUCGGGCUGUACUGGCAACAAGUCGGCUGGCUCUCGCACGACUUCCUCCACCACCAGGUGUUCAAGUCGCGGUUCCUGAACACGUUCGUCGGCGGGUACAUCCACGGCAAUCUGUUGAUGGGGUUUAGCACCAACUGGUGGAAGAACAAGCACAACACGCACCACGCCGUCCCAAACGAGUGCGACAAGGAGUACCGCCCCAUCGACCCCGACAUUGACACCCUGCCGUACCUCGCGUGGAGCGAGAACAUUCUCGCCACAGUCAAGAGCAAGACCGUCCGCUCACUGCUCCGCUACCAGAGCCCGCUCUUCUUUCCGCUCCUCUCCUUCGCCCGCUUCGCCUGGUCGUACGCGAGUCUGACGUACUGCUUCUCGGACGAGGUGGCGCCCAAGGAGCGCUUCUGGGAGCGGCUGUUCAUGGUGUUGCACUACGCCUGGGUGCUCGGCUUCGGCUUCGGCUGCCUGCCGUUCUGGAAGGGCCUCAUGUGGAUGCUGACGGGGCAGAUCACUGGCGGGCUGUUCCUAGCGAUUGUGUUUGUGCAGAGCCACAACGCCAUGGAGAUCUACAACGAGGGCAAGGACUUCUACACCGCGCAGAUUGUGACGACGCGCGACGUGAACGGAGGUCUGUUCAACAACUGGUUCACAGGCGGGCUGAACCGGCAGCUGGAGCAUCACCUGUUCCCCACCAUGCCGCGGCACCACCUUGGCAAGACCUGCAAGGCAGUCAAGGAGCUGUGUGAGAAGCACGGGCUCGCCUAUGAGGAUGUCUCGUUCGCCACCGGCACCUCGCUUGUGCUCGAGCACCUCAGCAGAAUUGCAGCUCUUGCCUAAAUAGGUACCCAUCCUGGGUGACCUGAUGUUUUAGCGUGGUGGGUUGCAGUGCUGGUUCAGUGGCACACCUUUUUUUGUGUGGUGGGUCUGGCUAGCUAGGUUUUCUAUUAUUAUGAUAAACCCACCACAUGCUUCUCUGAAACGUCUUCCACCACCUCAAUUGCUGAAAACUCUUCUUGAGAUUCAGGACGAAUGGAUCUUCAGAGCAGAGCAGCGGAACUGACUUUUGAUAAC